AAUGCGCCUCCAAUCUCGAGGCUUCCGUGCGAGAGGUUCUCAACUCGAUGCUUCUCAAAUUCGACAGUAGCUUCGAUGGUGUUCUUCUCGCCUCCUUUCGCCCAGAGAUUUUAAAGUUUGGCCACAAGAUCCUUCCGCUGCUUCCUUACUUCACUGUGCGACUAAAGGCCGAUUUGCUUCUCUUCUCUCCAAAAGCGGGAAUGCUCAUCGAAGGCAAAGUAAACAAAGUCGAGAAGGAUUACAUUGGAAUGCUGGUUUUGGGAUUGUUUAACGCGGCAAUAGGAAUCAAUGACAUCAGGCAAGACCUCUUUUACGAUGAAGUGGCUACUGAGCAAACUUGGAUAAGCGAGAGCGAUGAGCGGCAUUGCAUUAGAGUUGGGAGCAGGGUCUCUUUCCUUGUUAAGAGUGUUCAGGAAGAGGAUGAAUUUAUUGACAUCGUUGGGUCCCUUGUUCCUCCGGAGACCGGUGCUUUAGACUGGAUCGCAUGUCUUGAGGAAGACAAAGAGGCCCAGCAAGAACAACAAACACCUGUUAGCGAGAAAAGCAGGAGCAAGCGAAAGACCGAGGCCGAGUCAAGCAGCAGCAAGCUUAAGGUCGAGGCCGAGCCGAGCAGCAAACGCAAGGAGCACAAGAAGAAAAAACGAAAACGCGAACAAGUUCAAGAAGACGAGGAACACUGAUCUCGACAGACCGGUUCUAAGUUCUCUCAUCGUUUUUAUUUUUUUCUGUACUGCUAUAAGUCUUUCUAACAGAGCUGACUCGCUCGAAUGCUCGAUCGUAAAUCAUGUAACGAGCUCCUGGGAAGCUGCAAGACUCUCAAAGCGGUAAAACAAGCCCACGCUCGUCUUCUCCAAAGCGCUACUUCGACUCUCGACACUUAUGCGUCGAACAAGCUCCUCGACUUGUAUGGGAAGCUCGGAGCAGUACAUGAAGCUCUCUCCAUCUUCACGUCCAUCGCCAACAAAGACGUAUUCUCAUGGACGUUCAUGCUUACUACAUAUGCCCGAAGCGGGCAUCUCUCUCGGGCAAAGAGGAUCUUCGACGAGAUGCCCGAGAGAGAUCUCCAUUCGUGGUCCGCCAUGCUUGCAGCCUUUGCAAGCCACGGCCAACUUUUCCAGGCUAAAGACCUCUUUGACAGAAUGUUCGAAUGGAAUGUUGUGUGCUGGACAACCAUGCUAAAUGCAUAUGCCCAAAAAGGGUAUAUUAAAGAGGCGAAACUGGUGUUUGAUUCCAUGCAAGAGCGUGACAUGAGGUGCUGGACCGCGAUGCUUCGGGCAUAUGCCCGAUCCGGGAAUCUUGAAGAUGCGAGGUCUCUUUUUGAUAAGAUGCCUGAGAGAGAUCUUGUAUCAUCAACUCUCAUGCUUACCUUACAUGCUAGUGACAACCUUUACAACUUGAAAGCUCUUUUCGACCAAUUGCCUGUGAGCGAUCUCUCUGUAUGGACUGUGAUUUUGGUGGCAUAUUCCCAGAAAGUCGAUGAUGCCGCAAGAAUCUGGAACAAAAUGCCGGAGCAUGACCUGGUGGUAUGGAAUGCCUUAUUAACAGCAUAUUCUCAUUGUGGGCAUCUUGCCGACGCAGAGAGAGUUUUUUCUUCAAUGUAUGAAAGAGAUGUCAUUUCUUGCUCUGCAAUGCUAGAUGCUUACAGUAGAGCUGCGUCUGUCACGCAUGCUGAAAGAAUAUUUGAGAAGAUGCCAGAGCAUAACCUUGUCUCAUGGGUCAUCAUGCUAACCGCAUAUUCGAGCAAUGGGUAUCUGGACAAAGCCAAGCAAGUGUUUGAUUUGAUGCGUGAAAGGAACCUCUAUGCGUGGAAUACAAUGCUAGUGGCAUAUACCGAGGGUGGCUAUCUUGACCAGGCCGAAUACUUAUUUGCUUCGAUGCCAUCCCACGACAUUGUGUCCAUCAACACUCUUAUAUCCGGAUAUUCCCAUGCUGGGCAGACUCUAAAGGCAAAACUCGUGUUUGAUUCCAUGGAAGAAAGAAGCAUUGUUUCCUACAAUGCAAUGAUUUCUGGUUACCUUCACAAUGCGGAGCUCAACAAUGCCAAAGACAUGUUUCACAGGAUGAAAGAGCACAGCCUCAUUUCAUCCAACACGAUGCUCUCGGUAUAUGCCCAAGACGGGAAUAUGCGAGAGGCUAAAGCACUCUUUGACUCAAUGCAGGAGAGGAAUCUUGUCUCCCAUAACGCUCUCCUGUGCGGAUAUUCCCAGAACCGGGAUCUUCAGAUGGCAGUCUCUGUGUUCUAUUCUAUGCAAGAAUGGGACUCGGUGUCAAUCAACGCCAUCCUGACCACAAAUGCCCAGAGUGGACGGCUAGACGAGGCCCGUCACUGCUUCGACACUGCCCCGGAAGAGCUAAAGAGCCUAGUGACGUGGAACACCAUGCUGACGACAUAUGCCCAAAAGGGCCACGUCGAUGCCACUGCAAGCUUGUUUCUUAGAACAAAGGAGCGCAACGUUGUGACGUGGAAUACCAUGCUCGCAGCAUAUGCCCAAAAUGGGCAUCUUGAAAACGCUCAAUUCAUGUUCCAUACAAUGCCACACAAGGACCUCACGUCCUGGAACACGAUGCUCUCUGCAUAUUCACAGUGCGGCCACCCCUCCCAGGCAAAGACUCUGUUUGACAGCAUGGACUCUCUCGACACAAUCUCCUGGAACUCAAUGCUCGGCGCUUACUCCAACCACGGAAUGUCCCAAGAGGCGCUCUCCCUGUUUCACGAGAUGCUCCUCACAGUGCCACCCAACUGCAUCACGAUGACCGCCACCCUGGUCGCCACAAGUCAACCGGGGAGCCCCGGCAGCGCAAGCGCCCGGUGGAGGUCAACGGCAUUUGACUUUGGUCUGACAGCCACGAAGGAGCACUACAGCUGCAUGGUCAACGUCUUGGGGAAGGGUGGCCACAUCCACGACGCCAUUGAUCUCAUUCUACACAUGCCAUACGAGCCGGACACGCUACUGUGGACGAGUUUCGUUUGGGCAGCAUCGGGGAAAGAAGUAGCGAGAGAAGGGCCUGACUUACACGGGCUGGAGACUUUCUCCGUUCUUCUCUACAACUUCCAUAGGUCGCCUUCUUACUUUCGUUCGUAGGCGAGGAUUCAAAGUCCAGGAAUUUGUUUUUGUUGCACGGGGAAGGAACGCGUUCGAACGAAGCAGCGUUUUGACGGAUGUUUGUUCAAGGAUUUUCCGGGACGGAUGGAGAGGAAUAACCGUGUAUAAAAGUCAUUAAUGAAGCUGGGGUAUCUCCAAGUGAUAGGAAGCGAUCCCAUUGGAACGGUUGCGAUCCCAUUGGAACCAAAAGUCUAGCAAAGUUGGAGAGAGAGGAAGAACAAAUGUUGUCCAGAGUUGGAGGAGAUCAAAGCAAAAGCACUCGGAAGUGUCGGAGCAUGGAAACUCGCCUAAUCUUCCAGCUGCUGCUGCUGCUACUGCUGCUCCUGGCUGGAGAAAUCCACCAGGAACACGUUGGAGCUUCUGGUGCUUCUCUCGUUUCUUCUGCUGAUGAAGCAGGAGCACUGCAUCAUCGUAAACUCUUGCAGGAUUUCACGGUC
Selaginella moellendorffii is the source of this 3541-nucleotide messenger RNA. Its product is annotated as pentatricopeptide repeat-containing protein At2g35030, mitochondrial. Gene Ontology annotation, molecular function: protein binding. The record is from RefSeq and is a predicted model, not a curated record. The transcript is spliced from 8 exons. The coding region runs from base 768 to 3083 and encodes 771 amino acids. Lineage: Eukaryota; Viridiplantae; Streptophyta; Lycopodiopsida; Selaginellales; Selaginellaceae.